Molecule: messenger RNA, 1728 nt
Organism: Vicugna pacos (alpaca)
Lineage: Eukaryota; Metazoa; Chordata; Mammalia; Artiodactyla; Camelidae
Source: RefSeq, a predicted model, not a curated record
GGGAGGGGACACGGGGACGUUAACCGCGUCCACAAAUGGCUCCGCGCCGCGUGACGCGGACGCCGCGGCCAGAACGGGCGGGGGCAGGAAAGGGAGCUGCCUUCGGGUGUAGAAGCUGCCUGUUCCCGAAGGGGGAAAAGUGAUGACCAUUCAGAAGCAGGACUGAGAACUGGAUUCUUGGUCCAUGGGCUUCUGGUCACACUACGAGGUGGGAGUCCUACCCUGGUGUCCUGUUCGGAAGGAUCCUGACGUCAGAAGCUUUUCAGACUCAGACUCGCGAUGGUGUGGAAUUCCAGGGCGGUGCGUUUUUGAAGAAACAAAAUUACAGCUUCAGCAGCCGCAUGGCCCACGUGUUCGUGUACGGGACCCUGAAGACAGGCCAGCCCAACCACAAGGUCCUGCUGGACGGCGCCCACGGCCGCGCUGCCCUCCGAGGCCGGGGCCGCACGGUGCAGCCGUACCCGCUGGUGAUCGCGGGGGAGCACAACAUCCCUCGGCUGCUGAACCUGCCGGGGCGGGGGAACCGCGUGGCCGGGGAAAUCUACGCGGUGGACGAGCAGAUGCUGCACUUCCUGGACGAGUUCGAAGGCUGCCCAGACAUGUACCAGCGCACCCUGGUGACGAUCGCUGUGGAGGGGGCCGGCGGGACCCUGCAGUGCUUCGUGUACAGCACGGCCACCUACCCGCCCGAGUGGGUCCACCUCCCCUACCACGACGAUUACGACUCGCAGGGGGAGCACGGGCUUCGCUAUAACCCGCGGGAAAACAGAUGAGGGGGCGGUGGGAGGCAGCAGCAGGACAGAGAGCCCGAUGGUUAGAGGGUGACCUCAGCCGUCAGCGCUCGCCGAGUGCAAAAGCCUGAUAACGCUCCUUGAAACAAAAAAAUUGUAAAACUUAAUCUGUUGGGGGAGAAAAUCUUUUUCAGUGGCAGCUGAUUUCCCAAAUAAUUUUCCCACGCUGAUAACAAGAUUGUUUCCUGAAAUCUCUCUCACUGUCACUGCUUUAUUGCUUGCUGCUUCAAGAGCACCCUGGGCUUGAAUGCACUGGAUGAGGAAAACUUAGGAUUUUAAUUCCCCUAAAUGACAUUUCAAAAACUUGUAUGUUAUCAUGGUUUUCUUAUUGUGUGGUUUUGUUUUUUGUUUUUGUUUUUUUCCUUUGCUUUAAUCUGAAGAUAACAUUUAAAACUGAACGUACAGACUUUAUAUUGCAGCUAGAUUUUAGCAGCCCUGCUGUACUGAUUCUGACCUGAGCACUGAGGGGAAAAACAAUUUUAAAGCUGAUUUUGGACAUCUCAGUGUAAUAAAAGAACCUCAAGAAAAACAUGCAGUAUUUCAGAGUAGUUUUGAAUAUACAUAACAUCAUGUUUCAUAAUUCUCAGAUCAAGCUUACAGAGAUUAUCAAAGAUAAUCAUUUAAAAUUAAACUAGAUGUUUUGGGAAUCAAACAUAAAAGAACUGGUGCUAUUGUUGGACAUCUUUUUGAGUCUGCUUACUUGGUUGGAGGUUCUUUUCCUUUUAAUCUAGCAAAAUAACGAGCACCCACUUGCUGGCAGAGCAGCCAAACGGCCUGAUUUCAGACGGAAGCGCACGUGAGACCACAGCAAGGUACCACCCUCCCUCCCCCUCCCCCACCCCCCCAAGGGAGCGGUGUUUGGGGGUGGGCCUUUCAGAGAAAAACCAACACAUUAGUAAUUUGUUCUUCAGGCCUGACAGAAAGCUUAGCUUCCAAA